This is a messenger RNA of Rhineura floridana, 5676 nucleotides long. RefSeq names its product prolactin receptor (gene PRLR). Gene Ontology annotation, biological process: cytokine-mediated signaling pathway. NCBI's taxonomy places the organism in Eukaryota, Metazoa, Chordata, Lepidosauria, Squamata, Rhineuridae. Gene Ontology annotation, cellular component: signaling receptor complex; external side of plasma membrane. Gene Ontology annotation, molecular function: cytokine binding; cytokine receptor activity. The record is from RefSeq and is a predicted model, not a curated record. Bases 701 to 3190 code for a protein of 829 amino acids. The transcript has 18 exons.
AUUCCCAGUGAUCUAUAACCAGCUCUGGUUAACACCAUCCUUGGUCAUUAAUAGUGUAAUCAAUCUUAAAAAAGCUAUAAAAUGUAGAAUUAUAAGACUUAUAGCCGACCACCUGGUAAAUCACUAAGGACUGUGGCACAAAUCCACUGUUCAUCCACUGUUCACAAAUCAAGUCUAUGGUUAAGUGGAAAGAGGGAAGCUCUAUCUUUACAGGCAGCUAGGGAGUCAAGUUCUCAAAGAAAAGCAAUCACCAUUGUCGGAGGUUCUUUCAUUGUAAACAGGUAUCCCUCUGGAGGGAGGAAGCUCUCUGCAGCCUAGACAAACACAUUGUGUACCCGACUGAGAUGUUGAAGGUGGAUUAUUCAGACAGACUCAUUUCCCAGCUGAGACGGACUAAGUGGCACACUUUGGGUAUUUACGUCAUUUGAUCUGGCCAAUCCAUCAUGCUGCAGGCAGAAGCCUUUCUCGAACUGACAUGGAUCAAACCAGACUUCAGUACGUCUCAAGCAGCUGAAGUGUACCAUGGGAGCUUUCUCUCCUCUUGCUACAGAAUGGAGUAAGAGUAAAAACUGUGAACUAAAUGUUAGAGUAGUCAUCUGAUUUGGCAGGCCUCCUUGAAGAACACAGCCAUGAUCAAGCACAUUAAUCCUUGAACUUUCAUUCCUUCCUGGGGGUCGAGGAGGAGGAAGGUGAGACCAACAUGAGGCUAGAUACACCAUCAGGUGUAUUUAUUCUGCUGCUUUCUCUAAACACAUGGUUGGUUAAUGGUCAGUCACCUCCUGGAAAGCCUACAAUAAGAAGUUGCCGAUCCUCAGGGAAUGAAACAUUUACUUGCUGGUGGAAACCUGAUUCAGAUGGUGGACUUCCUACAAAUUACACUCUACUGUACAGCAUAGAAGGAGGAGAAAAGGCCUAUGAAUGUCCAGACUAUAUAACUGGAGGCCCCAGUUCCUGUUAUUUUGAUAAAAGUUUAACCAGACUUUGGACAACAUACAAGAUCAUAGUGAAGGCUACCAAUGACAUGGGAAGUAAUAUCUCUGACCCUCAUUAUGUGGAUCUUAAAACCUUAGUUAAGCUAGGCCCUCCCAUGGAUCUAUCUCUGGAAGCCAAACAGUUGAGAGAGAUAAUGUAUGUGUGGGCAAGAUGGUCACCACCCCCACUGGUUAAUGAUGGAACAAGCUGGCAAACAUGUUAUUAUGAACUGCGAUUGAAGCCUGGAGGAGGGAAAGAAUGGGAGAUUCAUUUUGUUGGAGAGCAAACACAGUAUCAAAUAUUUCAGCUGCGCCCAGCAGUGAAAUAUACAAUUCAGGUUCGCUGUAUAACAGACCACGGUGAAAGGAGUGAAUGGAGCCCUGAAGGCUAUAUCCAGCUUCCCAGUGGUCAACCUCCAGGAAAGCCAGAGUUAAUAAGAUGUCGCUCUCCCGAAAAAGAAACUUUUACUUGCUGGUGGAAGCCCAGUUCCGAUGGAGGUCUCCCUAGCAAUUACACUCUGUUCUAUAACAAGGAAGGAGAUGAAACGUACUAUGAAUGCCCUGACUACACAACAGCAGGACCCAACUCCUGUUAUUUUGAUAAAAAACAUACUUCUCUUUGGGUGACGUAUAAUUUCACCAUAAAAGCAACUAAUGAGAACGGGAGUGAUGUCUCUCAGCCGUAUUAUGUGGAUGUGGCUAAUAUAGUUCAACCAGAUCCUCCAGAAAACCUGUCCCUGGAAUUUGAGAAAAAAGUAUAUGGACAGUAUCUGCUGUUGAACUGGUCUCCACCUUCACGGGGUGACGUCAGAUCUGGCUGGCUAACCCUUGAAUAUGAGUUACACAUAAAACCUGAAGAGGGUCAAGAGUGGGAGAAAAUAUUUGUUGGGCAGAGAACAACAUACAAGAUGUUCAGUGUAAAUCCAGGAGAAAGGUACGUUGCGAAGAUUCGCUGCAGAUCAGACCAUGGAACAUGGAGCGACUGGAGCCCUGAGAGCAACAUUAAACUCCGAAAAGAGUUCAGAGUGAAGGAUAUGCUUGUCUGGAUCUUUGUGGCUUUUUUGUCAUUUGUCAUAUGCUUGAUCAUGAUCUGGAUGCUGGCUUUGAAAAAAAUUAACAUGAUGGCCCGUAUUCUGCCCCCAGUCCCAGGACCAAAGAUAAAAGGCUUUGAUGCCCAGCUACUAGAAGCAGGGAAACCCGAAGAAUUACUGAGUGCUCUUGAGUGCCAGGGAUUCCCUCCAACACCAGACUAUGAGAACCUGCUGGAGGAAUUUUUGGAGAUAGAUGACAGUGAAGACCAGCAACUAAUGCCAAGCAAUGAAAAGAGUUACCCCAAUAAAAACAUGAAGUUGGCACACCAGGAAACAGACAGUGACUCAGGAAGAGGAAGCUGCGAGAGUCCUUCACUGUUGUCAGAGAAGCGUAAGGAAGCCAAAAAUCCACUUUUGGUAUCAAAAAUACCAGAUACCAAUGAGAUGCAAAGGGACACUCAGAGAAGCAGCCUACAGGAGACCCCAAGAGGAGACACUGAAGGACAGCAUCCCUUGGUUAGCAAUGGUGGACCUAGAUCAUCUACAUGGCCUGGAUUUCAGCUAUCUUAUUGUCAGACUUCUAAAGGUUCCUACUAUGACACUGUAGGUGGGUGUAAAAUGGCUUUCAGCGCCAUGAAUGUCCACAGGUCACCCAUUGUGAUGGGGCGUGAAGAAGGAAAAUGUCGUUCACAACAUCCUAAACACAUUGAGACUAUUUGUGAAGGAAAACCAGCCAAACUGGAGGAUGCAGCAAAUUUACCCUUAAAUACUCAGCAUGAGCGGGAGGGGGUGUGGUUACUUCCACCAGCAAGGUCGCCUUUCUUGCCUACAAAGCAAAUGGAUUACGUCGAAGUUCACAAAGUCAAUCAUGAUGGAGCUCUGGCCGUAUUGCCAAAACAGAAAGAAACUGUUGACAAAACUGAAAGGUGUCUUGUCCCUGGUAAUACAAAUGAGUACACCAAGGUUUCAACAGUUGUAUCCAACCAUAUUCUGGUGUUAUUCCCAGAUCCCAAAGUAGAGGCUUUGCCUUUCUUUCAGGAACCACCAAAGGAACCCACACAGGACUCUCAGCAGAGCCAAAGAGAGAUAAAUUUGAGCUAUUGUCUCACAGCUCCAAGCACAUGCAAAAUACAAACUGGUGGGUUAGACUACAUGGAUCCAAAUAAUUUUAUGUGCCGCUUUAAUUAACUGAAAGGUUGGCUAUCCUUCUACAGGUAACAACACUAGAAGUAAAAUAAACACUGUUGGCACAAAAGUGCUCAUAUGUCUGAUUUAGCUCAGUUGAACUUCAUGCUUUUUUAUGCUUCAUAUUCAAGUCACUUAAGAAUAUGCAGAUAACUGAUUGUAGAUCGAUUUUUCCCUUACCCGUGGUUUUUAGAGUUACUUUUUAAUGUGUGUGAAGAAUGGCUUACAGGAAAUUCAAAGUAUAUGGCAGCAUUUUAAAAACACAACACUCAUUUCUCUGACAUGCCUUAUUAAAAAGGGAAGUGUACAUUCAUGUAACAAAAGCAACUCUCCGAUCAUUAUCAAAUGCUGCUGGUUAAGAGGUGUAGGCUGAUCUUAUACAAUACUGUGAAAAAUUAUACCGUUGUCAGAUUCUUGAACUACACCAAUAGCGUGUCCAACCUAUUGUGGGUCAUACAAUGUAAGUGACGAUGUGCAACCCAUCAUGCUUAAUUCGGAGGGGGUGGCUUUGUUCUCAAGUAUGUUGAGCCAUUGGACAAGCCACAGUACAGGAGGAACAGGCGGACCUCAUUUUGUGCCAGAGUUCAGCCUAUGAGCCCUCCUCUCCAGAAUGCAUCAGACUCCUACAGUAUGUACCACUUGUGGCAUGUGUGUGGGACUGUCUCCAGGUAGGAGGGAGCACCCAUCAUGGAGCCUGCUGAUGGGCACCAUGUAUGCUAGUGACUUCCCCUGUUUUAGCAGAUGGUGCGGCCCUCCCCUACUCCUCUUCAUUUCUGCCAGACACAGAGAGUAGGCAGGGCUUAUUUGGAGGUGGAGGAGAGGGGAAUGAUGGCAAUGCUCCCAAAUGCCAGUCAGCACCUUUGUAUUUGCCCACCAUGCAAUGUAGCAGUGCUGGACCUGAUCUGUCCCAUAGUUUGGCCAGCCAAGAAUCACACAUGUUGCUGUUGCCUGAGUAAAGCUAGCCAAAUAUGACAGACUCAGUAAAAAGCAAAGACAUGAAUGAAAACCAGAACCAAUUGCAUGAGUAUUCCAUCGGUAUUUGUGCAGUUUCUGUGACAUGCCGCUAGCGAAAAAUUUCAAAUUUAUUUUAUGUUCUACUACAAUUUAUUUUUAAUACGUUUUAAAGGCUAGUACAGUUUUUAUAUUCUAUUUUUGUUUGCUUUUUCUAUUAAAAAACCACUAGUUUUAUGGCUGUUAAAAAUCUUAUACUUACAUCAGAUGUAAUAUAUUGAAGGUAUUCUUUGCUAGAGAGUGAAAUCUUCUAUACAUGUUUUUCUGCUUUGCUUUAGUGCUGGCAUGGGGAAUCUGUGGCCCUUCAGAUGUUGUUGGACUCCAGCUCCCAUCAGUCCCAGCAAGCAUGACCAAUGGCCAAGGAUGGGAGUUGUAAUCCAGCAACAUGGGGGGGGGGCACCAGCUUCCCACUCCUGCUUUAGUGUAGUAAAUUAUUAUUUCCCUCUUUGCUGUGCAGUCUCCUCAAACUGUGUUUAAAGUUUAAAUAGACCCCAUUAACACCAGUAUGAUUAUUUACAAAUAUUCCAGCAUUUAGGGGAGGGGAGCAACCUAAAGUAAUCCAUUCCUAUAAAGAUUUGAAUUACUUCGCACAGCAGGACUCAGCGUCAUAUAUUGCCUUAUUGUACAUAAAAAGUCUGCUUGAAUACAAACCCUGUGUAUUUCUGCAGACUAUUUUUCUAUUAUUAAAAUAAACUGUUUUCUGAUUGUCCCAGAGCUAUUUAUGUAACCAAAAAACCUUAUUGCCUCUUUCCUGUCUCUGCAAGCAGAGCAGAUAAUAAGAUAGGAAGUUUUCUGUAUCUGUAAUAAAACUCCAUUGCUAUAGAGACAAUCUUAAAUUGCUAUAUAAUUAUGUUGUGAAGCUCUCAGGCCUUCCUGCCAUAUCAGGGGGCAUAUUCUUUUUACUGUCAAGGGGCUACCAUCCCACUCUCCCCAUAGGCAUUUCCAAUAUGACUUUGAACUUCAUUAUAAUAUUCUAAUAAGCAUGUUAUAGUCCUUGUACCAUGGAAAAGAUAAGGUGGAGUGACACCAUUCUCUGUCUCUAUCUGCUCUAGAGCGGUGUUCUUCAACCUUGGUUUCCCAGACAUGGAUGGACUACAACUUCCAUCAUCUCCGGACAGCAUGGUCAAUGGUCAGGAAUUGUGGGAGUUGUAGUCCAUUCACAUCUGGAGACCCAAGGCUGAAAAACACUGCUCUAGAGCAUCACAGCCAAUGGGAGCUUUUGGUCUAGUACUAGAAGCUCUAGCUGUGCGCCCCUCUGCUUUUUACCUCUGUGAACUAUCUCACCCUAUGGCAGCCACAGGAAAAGCCUAGUUUGGGCUGGCUUUCAUGUCCUUGAGCCGGGACCAAGCUGGUUGUGGGCAUUUGUUGAUAGGGAUGGAUGGAGCUGUUCAUUUCAGUUCUCUACAUUUCUCAUUUUUUCAAUCUUAAAUACAGUUCUCCGCAUUUCUGUGGCGAUUUGUAAUUUAUUUAUUUAUUUA